Molecule: messenger RNA, 693 nt
Organism: Vanessa tameamea
Lineage: Eukaryota; Metazoa; Arthropoda; Insecta; Lepidoptera; Nymphalidae
Exons: 3
Coding region: 78-404 (108 amino acids)
Source: RefSeq, a predicted model, not a curated record
UUUUUAUUUUAUUAACAUUAAUAUAGUAUAAUAAUAUAUAAUAACUUUAAAUAAAAUAAUUUAUAUUUUAAUGAAUAAUGUUUGACGAAAGUUCAAAUAUAUCUGCUAAGACUUGGAAAAGAACUGUUGAAAACAUUAACAAGGUAGGGUACUCUGAUGGUGUUACGGAUGGACAAUCAUCUUCAUUCCAAUCUAGUUUUGACAUGGGAUAUGCACAAGGGCUAAGGUUCGGAUUACAAUUUGGAUAUAAAGCUUCUAACAACAAGCAAGUCUUUGAGACACAAUCAAGUGAUCCUCGUAAAAUAAACUGUCAGAUCUGCUUAAAAGGAGGUGCAUUGAUGGAGAAUGUUGUUAAUUUAUAUAACAUACAAAAGGAGAAAAAUGAAGAGUAUUUAAAAAAAUAGGAGACUUAUAGGAUUAUAAGGAUUAAUUUUGCUGAAAUUAAAAUACAAAAUAAAUAGAUUGAAUAUAAAUAAUCACAUAGAAUGAAUUAUUUCUAAUAAUUUUAUUUAUCUAAAUAUUUUUUCUUAUAUUCUAGAUUUUUUUUCUGGAGGAGGUUUCAUGUUCUCUUGUUUAAUCUCAGUUUUAAUUUCCAUAUGACCUUGCAUAUUACCAUUUGUCAUGUCUGAACUGAUGGGAUCCAAUGGUUCUUGUUUAAUUGUUAUGUUAUUUAAAGUGCCACCUGCUUCUUUC